AUGGUGUACCUGGCCCACACGGUUCACUGGCAGUUCCUGGGCCUAGUGAUUGGUUGUGUAGGCUGGAUCCUGACCAUGGCCACCGCGGGCCACAACGAGUGGAGGCUGUGGUACGUAGAGGACGUCUCCGUGGUAACCUCUGGCGUGGCCUGGGUGGGCGUGUGGCGGGCGUGUUUCUACAGCCACACUCUACCCGACUCAGAGUUCUGCCAGCCAAUCGGCAUUGCCGACCCGUUUGUUCCCGUGGAGAUCUCUGUGGCACAGGUGGUCAUCAUGGUAGCAGUGAUCACUGGACUCUUGGGAAACAUCCUUGGUGCGUACUCAGUGAGGAACAUCUAUUUUGGUCAGAAGACUCAUGACUUUAUCAGACUGACGUUCUCAGGGGCCGGUGGGCUGUACGUCCUGACAGGGGUCAGCUUUCUGGUCCCUCUAGUCUGGAACGUGAAAUCUGUCCUGACUAAUCAGACCAUAGCAUUCCCCCCAGAGUUCCACCUCCCUCCUGCCCCCCUCAGACAGGAAGUGGGCGGAGCUAUCUGGAUGGGGGUCGGUGCUUCGAUCUUCCUUAUCUUCGGCGGUCUCCUAUUCCUCUGCUACAGGUAUGUUAUCAGGGCUAAGCCAGUCAGUGGAGAGAACGACAAGGACCCUCUACAUGGGCCACCCAUAAGACUAAAGUCUAUAUUAGAGAAUGGAGACAAGGAGACGAAAGACAACCCUGCCUUCCAGGCUGAGGAAGACCUUUAG
This is a messenger RNA of Salvelinus namaycush (lake trout), 741 nucleotides long. Its product is annotated as claudin-34-like. The transcript has a single exon. Bases 1 to 741 code for a protein of 246 amino acids. The record is from RefSeq and is a predicted model, not a curated record. NCBI's taxonomy places the organism in Eukaryota, Metazoa, Chordata, Actinopteri, Salmoniformes, Salmonidae. Gene Ontology annotation, biological process: bicellular tight junction assembly; cell adhesion. Gene Ontology annotation, cellular component: bicellular tight junction; plasma membrane. Gene Ontology annotation, molecular function: structural molecule activity.